UCAACCCCAAAAAUUGGCUGCCAAAGUAAAACGAAACCGCAAACCGCCAACACUUCCAAGGAUCCGCCACUGCAGUCUCUGUUCCGAAAACUUUGAAAAGGAAAUGUUAUGGUGAGGUCAUGCGGAUUGCAUCGAGUCGACCUUACUAGGUUGAGCUCCGUGUUCUUUCUGUUCGGAACCAUCAUCCAAUCAUGCCACGCGUCUAUAUUCUGGGAAGGCUCCAACGAAACCUUUCCGAGCUUAUCCGGUCUGUUCGGGCGCCCUCUAGAACGCGGCGUUCCUUAUUCAGCUCGUUUGCAGUUUUUGCGCGAAAACCCAUAUCUGUGUCACGAACUGGAUCUGAACCAGACCACGUACAGUCGUCCUACUCACGUACCUGGCGAAACCGCCGACGUAUCACCCAUCGUUUUGCUCGCCGCACGCGGCGAAUGCUCGUUCUAUGAAAAGGCCCAAAUGGCCCAAACUUACGCUGGGGUUGGCUUUCUUAUUGUUUACAACCAAAAUUUUGAAGGGGAAGACACGAUUGUACCCAUGUUUUCCGAAUACGGCGAUUCACGAUUGUACCUACUUUCUACUACACAUCGGACCGGGCAGGCAAUGAAGCGAUUGAUAGCGGAUCAGCCGGAGAACAUCAUAACAGAAGGAGGCCCUUUGAUUCGGAUGGAUAGCGAUGCUCCGGAUGGAGUCGUCACUGUAGCCGAUCUACAAGCCUUGCUGUUGUCCGCCUUGGGACUCUUUUUCAUGCUUUUGUCUUUUUCUGGGUGUCUGAUUCUUUGCGUGGGGAUGUACGGCCACUUAUCGGGUAUGUACUUACGCACCACACCGAGUGGUGCGACCGUGAUUGGGCGGAGGCUACUGACCGCGCGCCAAGUCCGAAACUUGUCCGUGAAUGUCCCGGAAAGUACUGAUGUUAGUCUUGAAGAAGGCGAACAAGAGCACAGCCAAUGUGCAGUAUGCAUUGAUGAUCUUAUCGGUGAAUCUGAUAUUAUCACUUUGCCUUGUCAUCAUCGAUAUCACGCGGAUUGUAUUAUUGCGUGGCUGACAGAACGACAAUCUAGCUGCCCUCUCUGCAAAUAUGACGUCAUGGAAUACGUUCUGACCCAAGAAAGUGCUCAGUCCAACGGUGAGCGGGCGGGUGGGACGGAUCUGAUUUCAACAAACAUUUCAUGGUUCGAUCGUCUUUGGCGCUACCGACGAUGGACCGUUGUCAGCCGCGACGUGGACGAAGAUGUCACACAGCGUGAUGGUAUUGUCAUUGACGCUGAUGAAAUGGAUCCGCAGCUCGAAAUGACAGGGGCAUCGCACUUUCAAAUAUCGUAGGCGCAGCUUAUUGGCUUUGUAAAACU
Messenger RNA from Phaeodactylum tricornutum CCAP 1055/1, 1346 nucleotides. RefSeq lists its product with no specific name. The transcript has a single exon. The coding region runs from base 109 to 1320 and encodes 403 amino acids. The record is from RefSeq and is a predicted model, not a curated record. Lineage: Eukaryota; Bacillariophyta; Bacillariophyceae; Surirellales; Neidiaceae.